CGACUCUGCAAAUCUACCCUCCCAGGCUUUUCUUCAACUCCACGUCGGUCCACGGCAGGUCUACGGUCGCAUAACCCCGGGAAAUUGAGACGCGACCACGAUAAGUCGCACGUAAAGGACCGUUUUGUCUAAUUUUUAGGGCCCUUCCCUCAAUUUCGCAAUGGCCGACUUCCUUCUGUUCGAGGGCCCCAUGGGCUACUCGCUUUUCAAGGUCGCCCACCAGGGUGACAGCGUGGGAAACCGCUUGAAGGAGGUUCAAGAAGGUGUUAACGACUUGGCCAGUUUCGGUAAAAUGGUCGAACUGUCCAGUUUCCUGCCUUUCGAGAACAACAAGCAGGCUCUCAGUGAAAUCAACGAUGUCUCCGAGGGUGUCGCUUCGGACACUCUGAUCUCUUUCCUCGAAUUGAACUUGCCCAAGCCCAACAAGAAGAAGAAGGUUGUUCUGGGUCUGGCCGACAAGGCCUUGGCUGGAAGCAUCAAGUCUGCCUUCUCUUUCGUUGACUGCGAGACUGGAGACACCAGCGAAGUCGUCCAGGAUAUGCUUCGUGGUGUCAGACUGCACGCCACCAAGCUGCUGAAGCAGCUGCGUGAGGGUGAUAUGGACACCGCCCAGCUUGGUCUUGGUCACGCUUACUCUCGCGCCAAGGUUAAGUUCUCCGUUCAGCGCGAUGACAACCACAUCAUCCAGGCCAUUGCUAUCCUCGACCAGCUCGACAAGGCCAUCAACACUUUCUCCAUGAGGGUCAGGGAAUGGUACUCCUGGCACUUCCCCGAACUCUACAAGAUCGUCUCCGACAACCAGCGCUACGCCCAGAUUGCCUUGUUCGUCCAGGACAAGAAGAGCUUGAACGACGAGAAGUUGCACGACAUUGCUGCCCUUGUGGAGGACGAUGAGGGUGUCGCCCAGAGCAUCAUCGACGCUGCUAAGCACAGCAUGGGUCAGGAGAUUUCCGAGACCGACAUGGAGAACGUUAUCUCUUUCGCCCAGCGCGUUGUCAGCCUGUCCAAGUACCGCAAGUCUCUCCACCAGUACCUGAUUUCCAAGAUGAGCGUGGUCGCCCCCAACCUUGCUGCCCUUAUUGGUGAGAUCGUUGGUGCUCGUUUGAUCUCCCACGCCGGUAGCUUGACCAACCUGUCCAAGUACCCCGCUUCUACGGUCCAGAUUCUCGGUGCUGAGAAGGCCCUUUUCAGAGCCUUGAAGACCAAGGGUAACACCCCCAAGUACGGUCUUCUGUACCACUCCUCUUUCAUUGGAAGAGCUGGCCCCAAGAACAAGGGUCGCAUCUCGCGUUUCCUUGCCAACAAGUGCUCCAUCGCCUCCAGAAUCGACAACUUCUCCGAGGAGCCCUCCACCAAGUUCGGUGAGGCCCUUAAGAAGCAGGUCGAGGAGCGUCUGGACUUCUACGCCACUGGUGCUGCCCCUACCAAGAACGAGGUCGCCAUGAAAAACGCCAUGGAUGCUGUCCUUGCUGAUAUGGACAUUGACGGCGCUGAGAGCGAUGCCGAGAUGCAGGACGCUGAUGAGAAGGCCGAAAAGAAGGACAAGAAGGAGAAGAAGGAAAAGAAGGACAAGAAGGACAAGAAGGAAAAGAAGGAGAAGAAGGAGAAGGGCGAGAAGGGCGAGAAGGAGGAGAAGAAGAAGAAGCGCAAGUCUGACGUUGGCGAGGGCGAGUCCGAGAAGAAGAAGCGGAAGCACGACAGCGAUGCUGAGCCGUCCAAAAAGAAGAAGAAGGUUUAAAAGUACCGAGUCUUGGGACAGGAGGGCGUCAUUGUCGCGGCGUUGAUGGGUUUUCUUUAUUAUUCUUGCCAACCAUGUUCUGUUUUCUCCUUGACGACUUGAUGGGCUGGGUAUCUUGUAAAUUAUUCGAUUGAGGCCUGUGUCGUGCCAAAAUUUGUUUGUAGUUCUUGCUGCCAAUCUGAUAUGGCUUUUUGGUUCUAGACUUAUAUGAUAUGGCAAUUGGCUGUAAGCGAUAAAGUAC
Molecule: messenger RNA, 1979 nt
Organism: Aspergillus neoniger CBS 115656
Lineage: Eukaryota; Fungi; Ascomycota; Eurotiomycetes; Eurotiales; Aspergillaceae
Gene: sik1
Product: snoRNP complex protein NOP56
Exons: 3
Coding region: 161-1738 (525 amino acids)
Cellular component (GO): box C/D methylation guide snoRNP complex; small-subunit processome
Molecular function (GO): snoRNA binding
Source: RefSeq, a predicted model, not a curated record